Didymodactylos carnosus is the source of this 1074-nucleotide messenger RNA. Lineage: Eukaryota; Metazoa; Rotifera; Eurotatoria; Philodinida; Philodinidae. The record is from the annotation of a GenBank genome assembly.
AUGUCUCUCGAGCACGACAACAAGCCUGUCCCCGAACAUCUGCAAAUCCUGUAUACUCAACAUAAUUCCUUACAAGCUCAAAUAACGGAAUUAUCGAGUAAAAUCAUUAAAACAACAACUGCUACUACGAGCGAAAUGGAUCGUCUAAAUGAGAAAAUGACCAACCUACAAGAACAAGUGGAAGGAAUCAGUAUAAGUACGGAUAAGGGUGUACGAGCAUUAUCAGCUCAAUUUGAAGACUCUAUGCGUGAACUUCGCCACCUAAUAUCUCGUCCGACAAAUACUGAAGAGUUAUUAACAUCUCAGCAGAACGCGCCUACGACAAUGCCACCACCUAUACACAUAUCAUCAACCAUCGCUUCUGCGUCUACAUCUCAUCUGCAGCAUACAGUUCUUAUUCAACCACCAACGCCGCCACCUACGUUUUCAGGAUUAACCUCAGAAAAACCCCUGCACUUUCUCGUUAAAUUACAGCAGUAUACCGAAGCUAUGUACGGGUGGAACACCGAUACGCUACUUCGAAAUAUAUCAGAUUAUCUCCUGGCCACAGCCUUCGAAUGGUACACUCAAUUACGAAUAAGCUCAUCAGUUCCACACAACUGGUCGGAUUUUCAACGCAAAUUUAUUCAACAAUUUACAUCUCCAUUACGUUCAGCGCAAGCCAAACAACAAUGGGAUCAGUGCCGACAAAAAACAGAAGAACCGAUAAAUGAAUUUAUUGUUCGGCUACAUACGUUAUGGUAUGAACAGAAACCUGAGGAAAAUGAAUCACAUUUGGUAAAACAUGUCUAUGAAAAGAUGACUCCGGAAGUUUUGUUAUUGGUCGGAGUACAUGAAAAUAUUUCUCUCAAUCAUCUGAUGACAAAAGCUCAGCAGGCAGAGCAACUCAUUUUCCAGAGAAAAAAACAAGCGGUCGACGCAAAACCCGCGACAACUCCUUCGUCGUCUCUCUCGGCGCCACAAUGGCGAGAUACAAGAAACGCCGAAUGCUGGGCUUGUGGAAAACUCGGUCAUUAUGCUUCCACAUGCAGACAAAAUGUUGUUUCAAACCGUCAAUAUCCAAAAAACGACUAA